AGAACUGCUCCCCUUCUAAAACACGUUCAUCGGUAAACACAGAGAAGUAAUCUGCUAAUCUCAUCUAUUAAAACGUUUUCCAGGUCACACACAAAAAGAUAUAUAUAUAUAUAAAUCUUUACGUAAAAAGAGAGGUGAGAAAGCGCGAACCUCAGUCAGAGUCUCUCUCAGAGUCCACAAUCCACAAUCCACAUUCAUAUGCUACUCACAAAACAAAUUCCUGGUAACCUUGGACCACCCUAAUUCACCGGAAAAUCGAAAAAUUAAGGCGUUGAAUUAACGCCAGAAGAUCAAAUUUCAACAGGAACACGAAAAAAGAUGAGGUUGAUCAAGGUAGCAACAUGUAAUUUGAAUCAAUGGGCAAUGGAUUUCGACCUCAAUUUGAAGAAUAUUAAGGAAUCGAUUUCUAGGGCUAAAGAUGCUGGUGCUGUUAUUCGAUUAGGUCCUGAGCUUGAAAUCACUGGCUAUGGCUGCGAAGAUCACUUCUUGGAGCUUGAUACUGUUUCUCAUGCAUGGGAUUGUUUGAAGGAACUUUUGGUUGAGGAUUGGACAGAUGGUAUACUUUGUAGCUUUGGGAUGCCUAUAAUUAAUGGAUCGGUUCGUUACAAUUGCCAAGUUCUUUGUAUGAAUAGAAAAAUCAUCAUGAUACGACCAAAGAUGUUGCUUGCCAAUGAUGGUAAUUACAGAGAGCUUCGCUGGUUCGCUGCAUGGCAGAAGAAAGAUAGCACAGUGGACUUUCAACUACCUCCUGAUAUUGCGGAUGCCAUCUCUCAAAUGACAGUGCCCUUUGGUUAUGGAUAUGUCAAGUUCUUGGACACAGUUGUUUCUGCUGAAAUUUGCGAGGAGUUAUUUUGUCCAGAACCACUUCAUAUUGAGCUUGCAUUAGCUGGUGUUGAAGUGUUCAUGAAUGCUAGUGGAAGCCACCAUCAACUAAGAAAGCUUGAUACUCGUAUGGAUGCUUUUAAAGGUGCUACACGUACUCGUGGAGGACUUUACAUGUACAGUAAUCAGCAGGGUUGUGAUGGUGGACGCUUAUAUUACGAUGGAUGUUCUUGUGUUGUUGUGAAUGGAGAUGUGGUUGCUCAAGGCUCACAAUUUUCACUUAAGGAUGUGGAAGUUGUCUUCGCACACGUGGACCUUGAUGCAGUUGCUAGCCUUAGGCUCUCCUCAAGUAGUUUUCAACAACAGGCGAGCAAACAAAUGGAGAAUAAAGAAAAACAAAUCAAGUGUAUUGUAGCACCAUACAAGCUUUGCCGAUCAUUCCACUUGGAAUACCCUAUUUCCUGCCCACUUAAGAUUAAAUAUUAUGAACCUGAGGAGGAGAUAGCUUUAGGACCUGCCUGCUGGCUAUGGGACUAUUUAAGAAGAAGUGGAGCUUCUGGUUUCUUGCUUCCACUCUCUGGUGGUGCUGAUAGCUCCUCUGUUGCUGCAAUUGUUGGUAACAUGUGCCAGCUUGUUGUUAGAGAAAUUCAUAAUGGAGAUGAAAAAGUAAAAGCCGAUGCGAUAAGGAUUGGCCAGUAUCCUGAUGGAACCUUUCCAACUGAUAGCAAAGAGUUCGCAAAGCGGAUAUUUUAUACGGUAUUCAUGGGAACUGAAAAUAGUUCUGAAGCGACAAGAUCACGCGCCAAAGGGCUUGCAAAUGAGAUUGGGUCAUGGCAUCUUGAUGUCAGUAUAGACAGUGUUAUUUCAGCACUACUAACUUUGUUUCAGACACUAACAGGAAAACGCCCUCGCUAUAAGGUUGAUGGAGGAUCAAAUGCUGAAAACUUGGGGCUACAGAAUAUUCAAGCACGUAUUAGAAUGGUUUUGUCUUUCAUGUUGGCAUCUCUUUUGCCUUGGGUUCAUAGCAAAUCAGGAUUUUAUCUUGUCCUUGGUAGCUCCAAUGUCGAUGAGGCAUUGCGUGGUUACUUGACGAAGUAUGAUUGUAGCUCAGCAGACAUAAAUCCAAUUGGAAGUAUUAGUAAGACGGAUCUUCGAACAUUCUUGCGGUGGGCUGCUGUCCAUCUUGGCUACUCUUCCUUAGCAGAGGUUGAAGCUGCUCCACCAACUGCUGAACUUGAGCCAAUACGCUCAGAUUACACCCAGCUGGAUGAAGUGGACAUGGGAAUGACAUACGAUGACCUCUCAGUUUAUGGACGGUUGCGUAAAAUUUACCGUCGCGGUCCAGUAUCCAUGUUCACGGAUCUUUGCUUUAAAUGGGGUUCAAUAUUGACACCAUCAGAAAUUGCUGAAAAGGUGAAGUUCUUCUUCAAGUACUACUCCAUCAAUCGACACAAGAUGACUGUACUUACGCCUUCCUACCAUGCAGAGAGCUACUCACCAGAGGACAACAGGUUUGAUCUGCGUCAGUUCUUGUACAACUCAAAAUGGCCGUUUCAAUUCCGUAAAAUUGAUGAGCUCGUUAAGGAUAUCAAUGGUGACAAAGUUCUCCUGGCGAAAUCCGAUGACAAUGAUAAACCAGAACUUGUAUCGGAUCAUGUUGGUGGCAUGGGAGUGGCAGCAGUUGGAUCCGGAAACCCUAACGUGGGUUUGUAGUUAAAAUGCAUUAACAACGCAAGUUGCUAUAAUGCUAUUGCAUUAUUAGUUUUGUGUUAAUUUUAGGUUUUUACUUUAUGUACAUCUUUUUGAGUUUUGUUACUAAUUUACCUUGUUCUAAUCUGCUCACCAUAAUUCCGGAACACCGGGAACUUUGUCAUAAUUCAUCCAUCAGACUUGGUUAUCUGAUUCCUUGGUGCUCAAAGGCACAAGCCGCACAAGAGAUAGAAAGUGAAUAAUUUAGAUCCAUUAUUAGAGGGAAAUAAAAAGAUUCAAUAAAUAUGUCAGAGGUAUCAGGAAUGUUUGAUUAGGUGAUUCUUAAUGAAAGAAGUCAUUCAGAAUUUA
Spinacia oleracea (spinach) is the source of this 2880-nucleotide messenger RNA. Its product is annotated as glutamine-dependent NAD(+) synthetase. The record is from RefSeq and is a predicted model, not a curated record. Bases 319 to 2535 code for a protein of 738 amino acids. Gene Ontology annotation, biological process: NAD+ biosynthetic process. Gene Ontology annotation, cellular component: cytoplasm. The transcript has 13 exons. Lineage: Eukaryota; Viridiplantae; Streptophyta; Magnoliopsida; Caryophyllales; Amaranthaceae. Gene Ontology annotation, molecular function: glutaminase activity; NAD+ synthase (glutamine-hydrolyzing) activity; ATP binding.